Molecule: messenger RNA, 1683 nt
Organism: Apodemus sylvaticus (European woodmouse)
Lineage: Eukaryota; Metazoa; Chordata; Mammalia; Rodentia; Muridae
Product: cytochrome P450 2C70
Exons: 9
Coding region: 1-1470 (489 amino acids)
Biological process (GO): xenobiotic metabolic process
Cellular component (GO): cytoplasm; intracellular membrane-bounded organelle
Molecular function (GO): oxidoreductase activity, acting on paired donors, with incorporation or reduction of molecular oxygen, reduced flavin or flavoprotein as one donor, and incorporation of one atom of oxygen; heme binding; iron ion binding
Source: RefSeq, a predicted model, not a curated record
AUGGCUCUCUUUGUCUUUCUCGGGAUUUGGCUUUCUUGUUUUCUUUUUCUUUUUCUAUGGAAUCAGCACCGUGCCAGAGGGAAGCUCCCACCUGGCCCCACUCCUUUACCACUUGUUGGAAAUAUUUUGCAAGUGGAUGUUAAAAAUUUAAGCAAAUCUAUGGACAUGCUAGCAAAAAAGUAUGGACCAGUGUUCACUGUGUAUCUCGGUAUGAAGCCCACUGUGGUGCUGCAUGGAUACGAAGCAAUGAAGGAAACUCUGAUUGACCGAGGAGAUGAGUUUUCUGAUAAAACGGAAUCAUCGUUACUCAGUAGAAUCAGCAGAGGUUUAGGCAUUGUCUUCAGCAAUGGAGAAACAUGGAAGCAAACACGGCGUUUCUCCCUCAUGGUCUUAAGGUCUAUGGGGUUGGGAAAGAAAACUAUUGAAGACCGGAUUCAGGAGGAAGUCCUUUAUCUGUUGGAUGCAUUGAGAAAAACCAAUGGGUCUCCCUGCGACCCGAGCUUCCUUCUGGCCUGUGUCCCCUGCAAUGUGAUCGCCACUGUCAUUUUCCAGCAUCGUUUUGACUAUAAUGAUGAGACAUUCCAAGAAGUAAUAGAUAAUUUUCAUAGAAAAGUUAAAAUUUUAGCAUCUCCUUGGGCCCAGCUGUGCAGUGCCUUCCCUAUUUUAUACCAUCUCCCUGGAAUCCAUAACAAAUUCUUGAAAGAUGUGACUGAACAGAAAAAGUUCAUCUUGACGGAAAUAAACAGGCAUCAAAAAUAUUUGAACCUCAGUGACCCUCAGGACUUUAUUGACUAUUUCCUGAUUAAAAUGGAAAAGGAAAAACACAACAAAAAGUCUGAGUUUACCAUGGACAACCUGGUUGUCAGCAUUGGUGAUCUUUUUGGAGCAGGAACAGAGACAACAAGUUCCACAAUCAAAUAUGGACUUUUGCUCCUGCUGAAGUACCCAGAGGUCGCAGCUAAAAUUCAGGAAGAAAUCGCUCGUGUGAUUGGUAGAGAUCGGAGCCCCUGCAUGCAGGACAGGAACCACAUGCCCUAUACCGAUGCUGUGCUGCAUGAGAUCCAGAGAUACAUUAAUUUUGUUCCCAUUCCCUCGCCUCGUAUGACAACGCAGGAUGUGGAGUUCAGAGGAUACCACAUUCCCAAGGGCACAGGCGUUAUGGCAUGCCUGACUUCUGUCCUGCAUGAUGAGAAAGAGUUUCCCAACCCAGAGAAGUUUGAUCCUGGCCACUUUCUGGAUGAGAAAGGGAAUUUCAAGAAGAGUGACUAUUUCGUGGCCUUCUCAGUAGGCAAAAGAGCUUGUAUUGGAGAAGGUCUGGCCCGAAUGGAGAUGUUUUUAAUCCUGACCAACAUUUUACAGCAUUUUACUUUAAAACCUCUGGUCAACCCAGAGGACAUUGAUACCACCCCAGUUCAAACUGGCUUAUUGUCUGUGCCGCCAUACUAUGAGCUCUGUUUCAUUCCAAUCUGAAGCUGCGAGUCUUUCACACGGAUGACUGAGACCCUGUUUCUACUUGUGAGCAAACACGUCCUCCUGUCCUCUACCUGCAUCUGGUAGUCCUUCCUGAAUGGCAGGGAUGCUACCUCUGAAUUAUUGUAUAUUUUUAUCAAUUCUUUAUGAACCAGUUCCAGUUUUCAUAUGUGAAAAAUACUUCACUGUUUCAGCACUAAUAAAAUUUUUGUU